Molecule: messenger RNA, 1038 nt
Organism: Acanthocheilonema viteae
Lineage: Eukaryota; Metazoa; Nematoda; Chromadorea; Rhabditida; Onchocercidae
Source: the annotation of a GenBank genome assembly
AUGGUUAAUGACAUGAAGGAGCGUUAUCGACAACGUUUUCGUCCGCAUCCACGAAUACAACAGGAACGAAAUCCACUUUACAGAUCCUCUGAAUUGGAUUAUUCUCUUUCCGGUACUGGAGUAGGUAGUGGAGGUGGAAAUUAUUUUGGUACCUCUGGAGCUGGUCAUUUUGGGGCUGAGAAUCAACCACGACGAUCGCAAUCACUGGAUAAUCGAAAAGAUUGGUUAUUCAGCGAUGAUUAUGGAUUUCCAACGGUGGGAACAGAUGAGAGAUACAAUGGUGCUUCAAAGCGGUAUCAAUCUUACCAAAAACAACGAAACUAUAAUUAUCAGCCAUAUCUUAGUGUUAAUACUGGUCCUACUACUGGAUACCAAAAUACCUACGAUGAACGCCGUGGUAACGAUCAUUAUCCUGACAACCUGGUAACCUUACAGUCUAAUCUUACUGAAUCAGACUGGGAUGCCUUGGAUCGUUCAAUUCGAAAUUAUCGUGAAAAUCCUAGCGGUGAACAAAUAGCUGCAACUGUACGACGUCCUAAGGUUCAAAGUUUAUCUCCAGUUCGUCCAACUGGUUUUCUUGGUGAUACUUCAGGUGGCACCAAAUCAAAACGGCACAAUUUACCAUCAUACUUUUACCGACAUUCCGGAGCUGCCGGUGGCUUUACAGGACAGCAAAGUGGUAUUUCUGUCAACAGAAAUGAAUCAGUAAGACAUAACCGAAAUGAUUUUCCCAGUAGUUCAGUAUUACAAGAUGAAAUAGAAUUUGGUGCUGAUCAUCAUGGUAUGGUAAAUUACUAUCGAGGUAGCAGUUCUAAUCAUCAACAAUCCGAGUAUUAUAGACCAGGUACUGGGCCUGUAAAUGUUCCAAAUACAAUGAGAGGUCGAACAAUGAUCCGUGGUACCGCUGCAGGUACCACACGUUAUGGUUUUGGAGAACAAAAAUAUUACAAACUUCAUUGUUGCUGUUUAAGUUUUCGUUGGCCACCUUGGGCUUUUGAAGAAGUGGAACCACCACAACCGUUAUAUCGUCGUACUUAA